Messenger RNA from Tripterygium wilfordii, 2220 nucleotides. RefSeq names its product protein NRT1/ PTR FAMILY 8.1-like. NCBI's taxonomy places the organism in Eukaryota, Viridiplantae, Streptophyta, Magnoliopsida, Celastrales, Celastraceae. Gene Ontology annotation, cellular component: membrane. Gene Ontology annotation, biological process: transmembrane transport; oligopeptide transport. The record is from RefSeq and is a predicted model, not a curated record. Bases 239 to 1945 code for a protein of 568 amino acids. Gene Ontology annotation, molecular function: tripeptide transmembrane transporter activity. The transcript is spliced from 5 exons.
AUAAUAAACCUUCAUCCCAUUUAUUGCUGACAAUCUGGUUUUACUCUGUUGGGCAAUAACGCUUUGGUGGUAUAUUCACACUCCAAACUAAUCGUCACCAUUAAGGAACCAGAUUCUCCUUCCUAGGUUUCUUUGACAUCUCUCUCUAUUCUCUAUCGUCUGUUCGUCUCUUCAACUUCAAGGGUAGUCGAUUGGAGUAGAGGAUCAAGAGUGUGUCUUGAUUGGGGCAAAGAUUACAAUGGCAGAAGGUGAUAUUUACACAAAGGAUGGGACUGUGGAUUUCCACAACAAUCCUGCCAACAAAAACAAGACGGGGAAUUGGAAGGCCUGCCGUUUCAUUCUUGGAAAUGAAUGCUGCGAACGAUUGGCAUACUAUGGGAUGGGUACCAAUUUGGUGAACUAUCUUCAACUGCGUUUCAAUCAGGGAAAUGCUACUGCAUCAAAGAAUGUUAAUGACUGGUCAGGAACUUGCUACCUCACACCAUUGAUUGGUGCCUUUCUAGCGGAUGCAUACUUGGGAAGAUUCUGGACAAUUGCCGGUUUUGUAGUUGUCUACAUUUUGGGACUGGUACUCCUCACAAUGUCUGCAUCUGUUGGUGGACUAACUCCCCAUUGUGAUAAGGAUUCUUGUCACCCAACAACAGUUCAGAGCACGGUCCUCUUCAUCGCUCUUUACAUGAUUGCUCUAGGAACUGGUGGGAUCAAACCCUGUGUCUCAUCUUUUGGGGCUGAUCAGUUCGAUGAGAGCGAUGACAUUGAGAGGGAGAAGAAGAGUUCUUUCUUCAACUGGUUUUACCUUUCAAUCAAUAUUGGUGCUCUUAUUGCAGCUUCUGUUUUGGUGUGGAUACAAAUGAAUGUUGGAUGGGGUUGGGGAUUUGGAGUCCCAACAGUUGCAAUGGCUAUGGCAAUCGUGUUUUUCUUCUUGGGUAGCGGAUUGUAUCGUCAUCAAAAACCUGGAGGCAGUCCCCUCACAAGAAUUUUCCAGGUUAUAGUAGUGACCUUCAAGAAGUUAAAUGUAAAAGUUCCGGCUGAUAAGUCCCUUCUUUACGAAACUACUGAUGAGGAGUGUAACAUUGCUGGAAGUCGCAAGCUUGAGCACACCGAGGAACUCAAGUUGUUUGACAAGGCUGCGGUGGAGACUGAGAACGACCAGAUCAAAGGUUUACCAAGUCCGUGGAGACUAUGCACCGUAACACAAGUUGAAGAGCUGAAAUCCAUUAUUAGGUUGCUUCCAAUAUGGGCAUCUGGGAUCGUUUUCUCGACAGUGUAUGGUCAAAUGAACACCAUUUUUGUUCUGCAAGGUAACACAAUGGAUCAACACAUGGGGCCACAUUUUCAGAUUCCAUCAGCAUCUCUCUCGCUGUUCGACACUCUUAGUGUCAUCUUUUGGGCUCCUGUGUAUGACCAAGUAAUUGUCCCAUUCGCAAGAAAGUUCACAGGCCAUGAACGAGGCUUCACUACGCUGCAACGGAUGGGCAUUGGCCUUGUCGUAUCGAUUCUUGCCAUGGUCACUGCGGGGGUUUUGGAGGUUGUUCGAAUCGACAUUGUGAAGAGGAACAAUUACUAUGAUCUCAAAACCAUUCCAAUGUCGAUUUUCUGGCAGGUUCCGCAGUAUUUUCUUAUAGGAUGUGCUGAAGUUUUCACUUUUAUUGGGCAAUUGGAGUUUUUCUAUGACCAGGCACCUGAUGCUAUGAGGAGUCUGUGCUCGGCCCUCUCGCUUACGACCACCGCGCUGGGAAGUUACUUGAGUUCUCUGCUUGUUACAAUUGUGACUAAAGUGACUACAAGGCAUGGGGAGCUUGGUUGGAUUCCUGAUAAUCUCAACAGAGGCCAUCUCGAUUACUUCUACUGGCUGCUGUCAAUCCUUAGCCUCCUCAACUUCUUUGUGUAUCUCUUGAUUGCCAGGUCUUACAAGUACAAGAAAGUGACCGGACGCUCUCAUUGAGUCGAUUAUGAGAAUUUCCACAGACGGAGAACCAGAAGUUCCAAACUACUGCAUAUACAUUCCAUAACUGUUUGCUUUCUGGUUUUGAUUCUUUUGAUUAUGGUAGCAGUAGGUUUGAAUUAUUAAUGUUCAAGCAUUUAUUCUAAUAUCCCUUAGCUUCUUUUAGAGCACAACAGUAAAACAUUCUGUGUACUUUUAAAAGGUGCAGUUGAGUUUGGAGCUCAGCAAAUGUUUGGCCCAUGUCACGUACGUGUACAAAAGUUUCCCGAUCAAAA